ACGAGAAUAGCUGGUACGGUCAAGUGGUUUAAUUUCAAGAACGGAUACGGAUUUAUAACGAGAGACGACACCAAAGAGGACAUAUUUGUCCACCAGACGGCCAUAACGAGAUGCAACCCUAACAAACUGCUCAGAAGUUUGGGCGACGGUGAAGCUGUCGAGUUUGACCUUGUCGAUGGAAUCAAAGGAAUUGAAGCGGCGAACGUCACAGGACCGAACUGGCAGCCCGUCAUCGGAAGCAUCCAUGCUUCCAUCAAGAGG
Helobdella robusta is the source of this 261-nucleotide messenger RNA. RefSeq lists its product as hypothetical. The record is from RefSeq and is a predicted model, not a curated record. Gene Ontology annotation, biological process: regulation of gene expression. Gene Ontology annotation, molecular function: nucleic acid binding. The annotation marks the transcript as partial. The transcript is spliced from 3 exons. NCBI's taxonomy places the organism in Eukaryota, Metazoa, Annelida, Clitellata, Rhynchobdellida, Glossiphoniidae. Gene Ontology annotation, cellular component: nucleus.